Paramecium tetraurelia is the source of this 1092-nucleotide messenger RNA. RefSeq lists its product as uncharacterized. The transcript has 4 exons. Gene Ontology annotation, cellular component: cytoplasm. The record is from RefSeq and is a predicted model, not a curated record. Lineage: Eukaryota; Ciliophora; Oligohymenophorea; Peniculida; Parameciidae. Gene Ontology annotation, biological process: L-serine biosynthetic process. Gene Ontology annotation, molecular function: O-phospho-L-serine:2-oxoglutarate transaminase activity; pyridoxal phosphate binding.
AUGAUUGAUUAAUAUGAAAAUAAUCCAACAUUUUGGGGUAAAUUUUCAUUUGCUGGAGGACCAACUCAACUUCCUCGAUCGGUAUUGCACAAAUUGGAAUAAGAAUUUAUUUAACCGAAUGGUAAAUCAAUUUUAGAAUUCUCAAAAUAUGAUCAUGAAUAUCAUCAAAUAUUAGACUAAGCUAUUAAUGAUUUGUAAUCACUUUUAAACAUACCAAACUAAUAUAAAAUAAUCUUUUGUUAAGGUGGAGCAUCAUUAUUAUUUGAAGCAAUACCUAUGAAUUUAUUGAAAACAUAAAAUAGUUCUGCAUCUUAUACAAAUACAGGAUAUUGGUCAUCAAAAGCUCUAGAGGAAUCUUAAAAAUUCUGUUAAAAUGUAAAUUAAGAUAAAUUUGGCAAAAGAUUUGUUCCUGAAUUUGAAUAAUGGAAUAUAAAUAAAGAAGACUCCUAUCUUCAUUACUGUGAUAAUGAAACUGUUGAAGGGUUAGAAUAUCAGUUUAUUCCCAAAUUAGGAAGUGUUCCAACUGUAACAGACAUGAGUUCCAAUUUCUUGACUAAACCUUUGGAUUGGAAUAAAUUGGACUUAGUUUAUGCACAUGCACAAAAAAACAUUGGUAUUGCAGGGUCAACGUUGAUGAUUAUAAAACCUGAACUUGUCCAAAAUAAUCAGAAUAUUCCAUAUAUGUGGGAUUUCAAGGAAAUGCUUAAAAAACAAUCACUAAUCAGUAAUCUUCCAAUUUUCCCAAUCUAUGUUAAUACAUUGGUUUUUGAUUGGAUUAGAAAGUAAGGAUCUUUAGAUUUCUGGGAUCAAUACUGUAAAAAAAGAUCCCAAUAGUUAUAUACAGUUAUAGAUAAUAGUCAUGGAGUGUUUAUAAAUCAAGUGAAGAAAGAAUAAAGAUCAAGAAUUAAUAUUACAUUUACUUUAAAGGAUGAGUUUGAAACAAAUAAAUUUAUUGAGGUAUGCAAAAAUAAUGGCAUUAUUGAAGUGAAAGGACAUAGAGCUUUAGGUGGAUGUAGAAUAUGCUUAUAUUUGCCUAUUCCAUAAAUAGCAAUUGAUAAAUUAUGUGGAAUUAUGGAAGAGUUUAUGAUUUGA